This is a messenger RNA of Nezara viridula (southern green stink bug), 1892 nucleotides long. Lineage: Eukaryota; Metazoa; Arthropoda; Insecta; Hemiptera; Pentatomidae. The record is from the annotation of a GenBank genome assembly.
AUUCUUUUGAAUCCGUUGCUCUUUGAACGACUCAUAUCUUGUUUAGUUAUCAGUGUAGGUUUCAGUAUAGUUGUCUAACGUAGCAAUGGCAACCGAAGUGGACGAUACGUUGAAAAGGAUUCAAGCUCACAAAGGCGUUGUUGGGACAAUAGUUAUUACUGGGGAUGGUGUUCCAAUAAAGAGUACAUUGGACAAUACUACAACUGUUCAGUAUACAGCUCUCCUAACUCAGCUGUGUGACAGGGCAAGGACUGCUGUCCGCGACUUAGAUCCAACCAAUGAUUUAACUUUUCUUCGACUACGUUCAAAGAAAAAUGAAAUAAUGAUAGCCCCUGACAAAGAAUUUGUUCUUAUUGUAAUCCAAGCACCAGCUGAAUGAGAAGAAUUCUUGUGAGAAGUUCUGUUUCACUUAUUUUUAUGUUUAUAUUUAAUAAUAUUUAUAGUUAAAUAAAAUUAAGUUAUGUUAAUCAUUUAAUUGGCAAGUGUCAUAUUAUUGUUGUAAUAUUUCUUUUCCAAUGUACUCAAAUUUUAGGGGUGAUUUUUCUCUUUUUAAUUUAAUUGCAGAAUUAUGUUUUAUGUGGUUUAUUUAUCAGCCUAAAAAUCCCUUAAAAAAUAGAUACUGCACACUGAAAACAGUUUGAACAUUGUACUAACUCUGUUCUGAUAAUUUUUUUUUAAAUGUUUUCUGUUUAGGUAUAUCUGGAGGGCACCAUUUAUGUGAUAUAAAUAUUUAUUUAUUGUUUUGCUAUUUAUUUUGGUACUUACGUAAUUCCAUACAAGACUAAACAUUGAUUCUGGUAAAAAGGUAUAUUAGUGUAAAUAAAAAAAAAACCUUUAUAAAUAUUAUCAAGUAAUUAAUUUUUAAAAAAAUAACAGAAACUUUUCUAUUCAAAUAAAAUAGACUGACUUAUUGAAAAAAAAAUAUAAGAAGAGAGAGAAUAGGUAAGUGAAAGUAAAAAAAACAUAAUCCAAUGUUAAAGUUUGUAAAAUCAUAACAUCUAAAACAUUGUUUUAUUUUUGGUAUUGAUUAAGCUGAAAUAAAAAUUCUGUAUCUUUAAAGUCUCCAAUUAGCAAGUGCUUGUUUUGAUUGUGAGAAGCUGUUCGAUAAAGAGAUAUUUGGAUAAACAUAAGAAGAAAGAGUGGUAUAUACUAAGAGGAAGAAGAUUUUCAUGACAAUUGGUACCUCUCAUUCAGCAUCUUCAUGGAUAGAUAUCAGUAAUUGAGAGUCAGAGCUCCUUUCUUUUAGUAUCUGUUAAGACAAUAUGAGGUUUAGUAAGAGAAUCUCACUGAGGUGAGCUGUCUGUUAUUUUAAUUUGUUCAAGAGAUGAGUUUGAGUUUUAAGACUUGAUAUAUUACUUUGUAAACUGGGCUGAUGCCUUUAAUCCUUUUUGGGUUUCUUUCAUGAAUCCUGUUUUUUAGUGUAUGUUUUGUGAUGCUUUUGAUUUAAAAUUAAGCUUUACAUCCAUUCUAUUUUCCAUAUAAGAUGCUCCUCUGGCUGUUUCUAUUUUGUUGAUUGAAGUAGAUUUAAUAGCUCUAGUAAUUGCCCUGGACCCCUAGUUUUGGAUUGUAUUUAUUUUAUCACAGUUAGCUUGAGCUGUCAUUUUCUAGCUGCUGAUUCCGCAUUUAAUCAUUGAUCGGAUUGUGGACUCUGAUUGAAGGAUAUAGUAGAUAUGUAGUAGAUAGAUAUAAGAGGGGUUUAGAUGUUUUGCUAAAUGUAAGAUCCAUAGAAAUAUUAUUACGGAGAAAGCCACAUUAACUUGAUGUAAAGGUGAGUUUCCUGAGGUGCCGAAGAUAAACCCAACAAAGCUCUUUAUAAUUAAUUUUAUUGAUGGUCUUUAGUAAUCAUAACCCUAGGAUAGAGAUAUUGGAAAAAUAUUGAUGCAUCAAUAUUU